Messenger RNA from Grammomys surdaster, 3325 nucleotides. RefSeq names its product neuroligin 1 (gene Nlgn1). Gene Ontology annotation, biological process: presynaptic membrane assembly; neuron cell-cell adhesion; chemical synaptic transmission. Gene Ontology annotation, cellular component: postsynaptic specialization membrane; synapse; cell surface. The transcript is spliced from 7 exons. NCBI's taxonomy places the organism in Eukaryota, Metazoa, Chordata, Mammalia, Rodentia, Muridae. The record is from RefSeq and is a predicted model, not a curated record. Gene Ontology annotation, molecular function: signaling receptor activity; neurexin family protein binding. Bases 482 to 3013 code for a protein of 843 amino acids.
CAGUUCCAGAGGUUGAAAAGAAAGCAUCUGCAAACUGGUAAAUACUUUGACCAUUUCGGCUUGAAUUUGACUGGGAAGUGUUGUUAAAACUGUCUCCUUGAAUAAUUGAAAAAGGACUGGGAGAAGAUGAGGGGGCUCCUACUGUGGAUGUAUCUUCCUGAGGGAUAUAGACCCACAGCUAACUGGAUUUGAUUUAUACGAGGGAAAUCUACAUCAAUGGCCACCCUCACCACAUUGCUACCAUGGGAAACAGAAUGGUCAAUAGGAGAUGCUCUGAUGAAUAGUGAUGAUUGAAGAUGCGACGUUCAUCUGUGUGAAAUCAAUGAGAGCUACUUGCUGCAGGAAGAGUGCUUUGAGCUUUCCUUAACAAGCUCAUAUUUAAGAAACUGGAGCUGCAUUCCACCAGCAUUCCAUUUUCUUCCAGGGGAUACAAAUAUAUUUGCCUUGCUGUACCAGAUAAAUAGACAACUAAUGUGGGACCAUGUCACUUCCCAGAUGCAUGUGGCCAAAUUAUGUUUGGAGAGCCAUGAUGGCAUGUGUGGUCCACAGGGGAUCGGGUGCUCCGUUGACUCUCUGCUUGUUGGGAUGUUUGCUACAGACUUUCCAUGUACUCUCUCAAAAGUUGGAUGAUGUAGAUCCAUUGGUUACUACUAACUUUGGCAAGAUAAGGGGAAUUAAGAAAGAACUCAAUAAUGAAAUUUUGGGGCCUGUCAUUCAGUUUCUUGGGGUUCCAUAUGCCGCUCCACCAACAGGUGACCAUCGUUUUCAGCCUCCAGAACCACCAUCUCCCUGGUCUGAUAUCCGAAAUGCCACUCAAUUUGCUCCUGUGUGUCCCCAGAAUAUCAUUGAUGGCAGACUGCCUGAAGUUAUGCUUCCUGUGUGGUUCACUAAUAACUUGGAUGUGGUUUCAUCAUAUGUGCAAGACCAGAGUGAAGAUUGUCUAUACUUAAACAUCUAUGUCCCAACUGAAGAUGUAAAAAGAAUAUCCAAGGAAUGUGCCAGAAAACCCGGCAAGAAAAUAUGUAGAAAAGGAGAUAUUCGGGACAGUGGGGGUCCCAAACCAGUGAUGGUGUACAUCCAUGGUGGCUCUUACAUGGAAGGUACUGGAAAUCUGUAUGAUGGGAGUGUCUUGGCAAGCUAUGGCAAUGUGAUUGUCAUCACAGUCAACUAUCGGCUUGGGGUACUUGGCUUCUUGAGCACAGGGGAUCAGGCUGCCAAAGGAAACUACGGGCUCCUUGACCUCAUCCAGGCCCUAAGAUGGACGAGCGAGAACAUUGGGUUCUUUGGUGGUGACCCCUUGCGAAUCACUGUGUUUGGAUCAGGCGCUGGGGGUUCAUGUGUCAAUCUGCUGACUUUAUCCCAUUAUUCUGAAGGUAACCGUUGGAGCAAUUCAACCAAAGGACUUUUUCAACGAGCAAUAGCUCAGAGUGGAACAGCCCUUUCCAGCUGGGCUGUUAGUUUCCAGCCUGCAAAAUAUGCUAGAAUUCUAGCCACAAAAGUUGGCUGCAAUGUGUCAGAUACAGUAGAGUUAGUAGAAUGCCUGCAGAAGAAGCCUUACAAAGAACUUGUUGAUCAAGAUGUUCAACCAGCCCGAUACCACAUAGCCUUUGGACCUGUGAUUGAUGGUGAUGUAAUACCAGAUGACCCUCAGAUAUUGAUGGAACAAGGAGAGUUCCUCAACUAUGAUAUAAUGUUAGGAGUUAAUCAAGGGGAAGGAUUGAAGUUUGUCGAAAAUAUAGUAGAUAGUGAUGAUGGUGUAUCAGCCAGUGAUUUUGAUUUUGCUGUUUCUAACUUUGUUGAUAAUUUAUAUGGAUAUCCUGAAGGCAAAGAUGUUUUGAGAGAAACAAUUAAAUUCAUGUAUACUGACUGGGCUGAUCGCCAUAACCCUGAAACUAGAAGGAAGACAUUGUUGGCUUUGUUUACGGACCAUCAGUGGGUAGCACCCGCUGUAGCUACAGCAGAUCUUCACUCGAACUUUGGCUCACCUACAUACUUCUAUGCCUUUUAUCAUCAUUGCCAAACAGAUCAAGUUCCAGCUUGGGCUGAUGCAGCUCAUGGGGAUGAGGUUCCCUAUGUGUUGGGAAUCCCCAUGAUUGGCCCUACAGAGUUAUUUCCUUGCAAUUUCUCCAAGAAUGAUGUGAUGUUGAGUGCAGUGGUAAUGACAUACUGGACAAACUUUGCUAAAACUGGUGAUCCAAAUCAACCAGUUCCUCAAGACACAAAAUUCAUUCAUACCAAACCGAAUCGCUUUGAAGAAGUAGCAUGGACCAGAUAUUCCCAGAAAGACCAACUUUAUCUCCAUAUUGGAUUAAAACCGAGAGUUAAAGAGCAUUACAGAGCCAAUAAGGUAAAUCUCUGGUUGGAGCUGGUACCUCAUCUGCAUAAUCUCAAUGACAUUUCUCAGUAUACCUCGACAACAACUAAAGUGCCAUCAACAGACAUCACUCUCAGACCUACAAGGAAAAAUUCCACACCAGUCACAUCAGCCUUUCCCACUGCCAAACAGGAUGAUCCCAAGCAACAACCAAGUCCCUUCUCGGUAGAUCAGAGGGACUACUCCACAGAGCUAAGUGUCACAAUCGCAGUGGGAGCCUCUCUUCUGUUUCUGAACAUCUUGGCUUUUGCAGCCCUGUACUACAAGAAAGAUAAGAGGAGACAUGAUGUCCACCGGAGGUGCAGCCCUCAGCGCACGACCACCAACGAUCUGACCCAUGCUCCAGAAGAGGAAAUCAUGUCUCUCCAAAUGAAGCACACAGACUUGGAUCACGAGUGUGAGUCCAUCCAUCCACACGAGGUGGUUCUUCGGACCGCCUGUCCCCCAGAUUAUACUCUAGCUAUGAGGAGGUCACCUGAUGACGUUCCUUUAAUGACACCUAACACCAUCACAAUGAUUCCCAACACUAUACCAGGGAUUCAGCCCUUACAUACAUUCAACACAUUUACUGGAGGACAGAAUAAUACACUGCCCCAUCCCCACCCACACCCCCAUUCACAUUCAACAACCAGGGUAUAGCCAGAUGAGAGAGACAAACUGAUGUUUUUUUUCUGACGGAGUUCAGUAAAAGAUUAUUGGAAGAUUCCUUGGCUUUCAACUCGGAAGACUCUCACUAUUUAAAUAAGGAGGAAUAUUAUGUGAAUAUACGUAUCAAGAACUUUGGGGGUUUUGAAAAAAUGAAUUGUAUAUAGAUAUACACACAAAUCAACUUUAAAAAAAAAAGCAAAUUCCAAUUGCUUGAAGCAAUUGUUCUGAAUGAUACUUGUUCAUUCACUUUCAAGAAUUAAUUUGUUGAAGAUUUAAGUUACAUAAUGGAGUUAGGCAUGUGGA